AUGGCAAACACAUCGCCGUCACUCGCGGCGGCCAAACGCGGAAGAAGCUCGGGAGUGUCCGGCGGGCGAGAAAGCCUAUCGGCGAUGAGCCACAACAGUGACGGUACGCACGCCAUGGAUUCUAGCGGUCCGUACACGCCGUAUUCGUUGCAGACGAAAAGAGGCGUCCAGACUCCGCCACCGCGUUCCCACCGUGGCGGAGACCACACAUCUCCGGUGGGGCAGUACAUCAGACGCAGUGCCUAUCCACCAGAUGAGGCACCUGCUGGAAGGAGGAUUCCGCGAAGCGCGCAGGCCUCGUCUUCACAUCGAGCGACAAGUAGGGGAAGGAGUCAAUCACCACAGACGUUACGAGGGAGAGGAUCCGAACCCAGUGUCCACUGGAAAUCGGACGGCGUUUGUUCCACAGAAAGAGGCCCCGUGGCUAGGUCUUCCUCUCCGCCACCAACGGGCAAAGCCAAAAGGGCGGACGUUCUUCAGUUGGAGCAGUGUCUGCAGUCCACGGAGAAAGGUUUAGCGAGUCUGCAGUCAGAGUUAAGACGCGUAGCGAGUCCCUACACCGUGACGGCCUCCUCGCAUUCUACCUGUCACAACAAGAUCGGGCAGGGUCGACCAAGCCCUCAGCAGUCCGCGAGAGAAGCAGUCCGUGAUCGGGGGGAUGGGGCAGGCCAGGAAAGAGCGUUCGACUUCGCGGGCACUGUGGAACGUUGCGCACCAUCCAGAGUAUCGUGCGCGUCGCUCAGAACGCCGAGUUCUCACCCGGCUGUGGAAAGAGACCGUGCAGAAAGUUCAACUCACGCGUCGCUCCCCCAAGUGAACGCCGCCGCGAAGAAAUCAGGCACAUCUCUCUCGCAGUCUCCCGACGCGUCAUGGGCACGUAUCCGAGGGCCUUCACAGCGAACGAGUCCGGUUCGAGACGCGAGGGGAGCGGCAGUAUGUGGCACUCCUGUGCGAAGACAAGCCUCGCAGUCAGGCCAGAGAGGCGCUGCGGAGGGGCCAGGGAGCUGUCGCAUUCAGCCGAAGCUCGAUGAGCUCAUUUCCAUCGAUGAGAAGAAGAGAUUCAGGGCAGCGUGGAAGGAAGCACACGCGCAGUUAGCAGCGAAGAUGAACGAGUGGGUUCAUGACUUGCCGGAUGAAAUUCGAAGUCGAGUUACUAAGGCUGCUGGCGUCGAUGCAAAGUUCCUAGCGCUGAGAGACUGUGCGUUAGCGCUGUGUGGCGCCGCAGAGAGUAGAGCUUUGUCAUUAAUCAAAGCUCGAAAAAAGAACGAUGAGUCCAAGCAGUCUCUCAAAGCCGAGCAACACAAGGCGGAAUCUGCGAUGGUAGAUGUCCAAGGGGGGCUUCUCGCCGCAUCGAAGAAGAUCCAGCAGCUGGACCGACUAGUUCGCUUGACGACGCGGCAGACUUUCGCAGGGCAUGAGAGAGAGUCCGGUCGUAGCACUAAAAACGGUGCUGCGGGCGGCGCGUCCCCUUACACGGCUUACAAGUCCAUCUAUAUCAGAGACUCGCGAGGAGGAAGCGAAAAUCGCGCUGGCGAUUAUCCUGUGUUAAUAGACACCCAGGAAGUAUUCGGGGCGUCGUGUGUGGGAGAAACGCCACGUCAGUCAGGGUCUCUAAUACAGGAAGAAAGUGCUAUGCACUCCGCUGGGCAAAGGCCAAACCACCGUCCCCCGGCAACAGAAGCAAAGCGGUCCUUCACUGACGAAAGUGCCGCCCAGUAUCCAACUUACGGCGAUAUCAACGGGAGUAAUACAUCUCUUUCGUCCUCCGACGGAAGCAGCUCAGACACGACAGAGCCUCCUUCAUCAAUGAAACCCCUUCGUUCGAUUGAAACUACGAAGGGCGCGGGAGAACCAGCUGAUAAUCAGGAGCCGCCGCAGAAACCCUUGCAUCCUACACACUCGGUAGAGGCUGCAGCUGACUGGGUGCCGCCACGACAUUCACCGGAGAUGGCAAGACUAAACGAGGACGUCUCGUGGGCAAGAGACUUCAUUUCCCAAUGGCGUGCGAGUCGAACGUAG
This is a messenger RNA of Besnoitia besnoiti, 2019 nucleotides long. RefSeq lists its product as uncharacterized. The transcript has 4 exons. Bases 1 to 2019 code for a protein of 672 amino acids. The record is from RefSeq and is a predicted model, not a curated record. Lineage: Eukaryota; Apicomplexa; Conoidasida; Eucoccidiorida; Sarcocystidae.